AUGCUCAGCCUGCAAGUAUCGCGGGUCCGCCUACCUCCACGGAAGGAAUACGUUGCCGCGCUGCAGGCUCGCGUGAAGACUCUUGAAGCCGAACUGGCCCUCGCACGCGAAUCCGGGUGGGGCGGCGAUUCUGGGUCCGUUGCAGGGACUGAGCCGCCGGCGUUCAACAACAAGGAUGACGUUGCGUCGCCCGAGUCCACGGCCAGCCACGGCACCUCCGGGACAUCGUCGGCGGCGAUCGAGGAAGUCACCGACAUCCUCGGGCGAUUUGCCAUCGGAGACGGGGGAGAGCUGUGCUAUUUCGGCUCUCGGAGCAACUUCAACCUCAUGAGGAGCUCGACAGUCCGCUCAACGUCCAACAUGGGCAUGCAACGCAGAGGCUACGAGGCGGCCGCGGCCCAGGUAGGGCUUGUCGAGGUGUCCCGGGAUCUUCAAUCGCAUCUUCUCCAUCUCUUUUGGAGCUGGCAAAACUCUUGGCAGUACAUCGUGUGCGAGGGUCCGUUUUUGCAGGAUCUCGGCAGUCAUCCAGACAGCCCCUUUGGACGGUUCUGCUCGCCUGCUCUCUUGUACGCCAUCCUGGCACUGGCUUCACGGUACACCGACGACAUACGCGUCAGGACCGAUCCCGAAGAUCCGCGGACGGCGGGAGAUGCCUUUGCGGCCCAGGCCCGGGUCAUGCUGCUCUACGAGUGUGAGACGCCAACCCCGACCACCGUCCAGGCCCUCGCCCUAACCUGUUUGCGCGAGAUGGCCCUCAACAAAGAGGCUCUCGGGUGGAUGUACUGCGGCAUGUGUGUGCGCAUGGCCAUCAACUUGGGAAUGCACCUAGACUGCUCCCCGUGUGUUUCGGAGGGGACUCUCAGUGCCGAAGAGGCCGAAGUGAGAAACGUCACAUGGUGGGGGUGCUACGUCCUGGACAAGCUCUUCAACAUCGGCCUGGGUAGGCCGUCCAUGAUACAAGCCCGGGACGUGACAGCCGAGCCACCCAACACCUGCUGCAUGGAGGAGCUUCGCCCGUGGCAAGCGACAGAUGUUCUGCCCAAUCCCAUCUUGGCUACUGCAUCUCAUAAUGUCACGAAUGCCAUCUACACCUGCAAACUUUUCACCCUCAUGGGCGAUAUUCUCGACUCCAUGUAA
Messenger RNA from Colletotrichum higginsianum IMI 349063, 1137 nucleotides. RefSeq names its product ATP-dependent DNA helicase pif1. Gene Ontology annotation, molecular function: zinc ion binding; DNA binding. The record is from RefSeq and is a predicted model, not a curated record. The transcript has 3 exons. Gene Ontology annotation, biological process: DNA-templated transcription. Bases 1 to 1137 code for a protein of 378 amino acids. Lineage: Eukaryota; Fungi; Ascomycota; Sordariomycetes; Glomerellales; Glomerellaceae.